UGAAUAUAUCCAACUAUAUUCAUGAUAUUCUAAUCAAUGGUUUUUUCUGGAUUGGUUUAUUUACAAAUACUGCCAAUGUAUGAUUUCGUUUGACAAUAAGAUCAUAUUCAAUAUUCAAGAUACAUAUUCAUUAUGUACAAUAAACGCACGAAAAAAUUGUGAUAUCUAACUUUGAUAAUUCAUAUUUUAAAUUUUUAAGAUAGGAUUAAUACUUUAUAUUAAGAUAAAUAAUGUCCGAGAAAAAUAUAAUUGAAUGGACACAAAAGGAUGUGGCAAAGUGGCUUAGUGAAAGCGGACAUGAAAAAUUUGUUGAUUUAUUUUUUGAUCAGGAAAUUGAUGGAAAGGUGCUCUUGACUUUGAAAGAAGAUGAUUUAAAAUUAAUAUCCAUGAACAUAAAGAAAAUUGGUGAUAUAAAGAGAUUAUAUAUUAGUAUAAAACAAUUACAAAGAGCUAAUAUGGCAGUAUUGUUUGAAUUAGGAUAUGUUGAUAUAUUUCCUUCAUCAAAUUUUUUUAGUCAUCAUAAACAUGAAAUGCCUAGUAGUGGUAUAAAUAAUGAAGGUUCUAUUGAACACGAAUUUUAUUCUGCAUCUAUGUCAGAAGAUGGUCAUGCAUCACAUUUGCCCCCUGAAAUUUGGAAAGCUUUCAUUAGUUUGGCAUAUUUAUUUAUUGUUACAUGGAUUACUGCCUUUGUAAUGGUUAUUGUUCAUGAUAGAGUGCCUGAUAUGAAAAAAUAUCCUCCGUUACCUGAUAUAUUUUUAGAUAAUGUUCCACAUAUUCCUUGGGCAUUUGAUAUGUGUGAAGUUACUGGAACUAUACUUUUUGCAAUAUGGCUUAUUGUUUUAAUUUUUCACAAAUACAGAUUUAUUUUAUUACGAAGAUUUUUUGCUUUAUCUGGUACAGUCUUCCUGUUAAGAUGCGUUACAAUGCUCAUUACUUCCUUAUCGGUACCAGGUGCACAUUUACAAUGUCAACCACGGAAGGUUCCUGAAGAUUGGACAAAUUCUGCAUAUGUAGAAUUAUAUAAUAAGAUUGCUAUGGCGUAUGUUAUAUGGCGUGGUGCUGGUAUGUCGAUUCAAGGUGUUAGAACAUGUGGCGAUUAUAUGUUUAGUGGACAUACUGUUGCAUUAACUAUGUUAAAUUUUUUUAUUACAGAAUAUACACCAAGACAAUUAUAUUUCUUACAUACUUUUACAUGGAUGCUCAAUAUGUUUGGUAUAUUUUUUAUCUUAGCAGCACAUGAACAUUAUUCUAUUGAUGUUUUUGUAGCUUUCUAUAUUACUUCUCGAUUGUUUCUUUAUUAUCAUACUCUAGCAAAUAAUCAGGCAUUAAUGCAACGUGAUUCAAAUAGAACUAGAAUUUGGUUUCCAUUAUUUAGUUUUUUCGAGUCUUCUGUCGAUGGUAUCGUUCCAAAUGAAUAUGAAUCUCCAUCUUUAAUUAUUUGUAAUCUCGUAUGUACGGGAAAAGAUAUAUGGCAUUUAGUACGAUCUUCAAUUUGCUUCCGUAAAUCAUGGCGUAAUGUAAACAGCAGUGUUGAUAGAAAAAAUAGCACAAAAAAGGAACACUAGCCAAUUUAAUAAGUUAUUUUAGUUUUAUAUUCAUUUGAUAAUAGAUUUUUGAAAAUAUUAA
Molecule: messenger RNA, 1626 nt
Organism: Apis dorsata (giant honeybee)
Lineage: Eukaryota; Metazoa; Arthropoda; Insecta; Hymenoptera; Apidae
Gene: SMSr
Product: sphingomyelin synthase-related 1
Exons: 6
Coding region: 231-1565 (444 amino acids)
Biological process (GO): ceramide biosynthetic process
Cellular component (GO): Golgi membrane; endoplasmic reticulum membrane
Molecular function (GO): protein binding; sphingomyelin synthase activity; ceramide cholinephosphotransferase activity
Source: RefSeq, a predicted model, not a curated record